Molecule: messenger RNA, 774 nt
Organism: Atta colombica
Lineage: Eukaryota; Metazoa; Arthropoda; Insecta; Hymenoptera; Formicidae
Product: allatotropin-like
Exons: 2
Source: RefSeq, a predicted model, not a curated record
ACGACAUUAGCGAUCGCGUUGAUGUUCGUCACGGGAUCCUUUAUCAUAGCGACCGCGACUAAGGAUAGCAAGUACCCUCAUUUCUUUAAACAUCGGACGAAGCUGAGAGAGAUCCGCGGCUUCAAACCGGAAUAUAUCUCCACGGCGAUCGGAUUUGGAAAGAGGGACGGUCCCGCGGAAAUCCUAUCAGAUGUUAGUGGACGCGACAGAGACCUGUUAUCUAUUCUGAGGAACCUCUCGCAUAUUGCGUCUGUGGAUAGACUACUUCGACUGAUGCAAACGAAUCCUGCAUUGGCUGAUAAAUUGAUGCAGCUAUCGAUGCAAAAUGACCAGAGCGAGCAAGGAGAGUCAAUGACGGAACCCUCGAGAUUUGGGAGAACAUUCGAGCUAUUUUAAUCCUUGCGAUCGAACCGCAAACGAUGAGUUUUAGAGGGGCGUCCAUCUUUAUAGAUUCUUAGACGAAACGUUCGAUAUAAUAUCCUUGAAACAUAAUAUACGUUCUUAUAUUUAGCGUUUUAUCGUGUAGACGUCUUUCCAUCCUCGUAAUUUCUACGCGACGAAGAAAUAACGAGUAAUAUUAUAGUUUCUUUCUUUUUUUCAUCUGACAACAUAUAGUUGAUAAUAAACUUUUAGAACAAUGUUCAAUAUAUAUGUAUAUAAUUGAUAGUAUUGUAUAAUUAUUUCUUUUUUUUAUCAUUAAAGAUAUAUGUGUGUAAAAUCGAAGAAUAUGGAAAUGAAAAUGAUGGAAAAAUAAAUAUACAUUCCUGUUUGGAA